GACAUAAUUGGGCAGGAUAGUUAAAGCACGCACUUGGAGUGUUAGUCGAUACAAAAGAUAACCGUGUACUCUUAUCUUUUGAGAAAGAGCUCAAAUUAUCCAAAAGCAUAGCUGUUUAAACGAUGGAUUUUAACAUAAUUCUUGUUCUGUGCAGUAUAUUCGUAGUUUCUGUGGCAGUGGACUUUGGAAAUGAUGUCCCACAAGAAACCUCGGGUCUGUCUCAUCUACAUGGCAAAGAUGCCAACCUACUACAACGCCUGGAGUUCACAGAAAAGCUAGUACAACAGCUUCUCGGACGUGUGGAAUAUCUCGAGAAACGAGAAAAGGAUCAACAACAAGAGAAUCAGAACCUUCGCAAACAACUUGGUAAAGCAGACGAGCGCAACAGAUUUCGUCGCGCAGAAAACGAGAACCCGGUCGCCUUCUUUGCUGCUAUAACAAAUCACGUGACACACGCCGGAGUCAAUCAAACGUACGUAUUCGACCACGCCAUAACAAACCUUGGUAAUGCCUAUAACAACCACAAUGGUAACUUUGUUGCCCCCGUUGACGGAACCUACGUCUUUUCCGUUACUCUGAUGUCACUGUACCAUGUGAAUGCGCAUGCUAAAUUCUUCAAAAACGGACAGCCUGUUAGUAUUUUGUAUGUAAGCGGAGGCGAGGCGGGCUAUGACACAACAAGCCAGACUAUUGUUCUUCAGUUACAAAAAGGAGACGAUAUUUCUGUUCACAAUAUAGACGUUGACGCUUCGAUGGCGGGAGGACAUUACAGUACCUUUUCCGGCUUCCUGCUUCAAGAGAACUACUCUUCUUCUGUCGUCGUUGGAAGGAAAUAGGAAUGAGUUUCUAUGUUGCUCUGUAAAAAUAAAAAGAAUGCAUUUCGUAUAA
Messenger RNA from Mercenaria mercenaria, 888 nucleotides. RefSeq names its product cerebellin-1-like. The record is from RefSeq and is a predicted model, not a curated record. The transcript has 2 exons. NCBI's taxonomy places the organism in Eukaryota, Metazoa, Mollusca, Bivalvia, Venerida, Veneridae. Gene Ontology annotation, molecular function: protein binding. Bases 123 to 836 code for a protein of 237 amino acids.